Sinocyclocheilus anshuiensis is the source of this 1581-nucleotide messenger RNA. RefSeq names its product fatty acyl-CoA reductase 1-like. Lineage: Eukaryota; Metazoa; Chordata; Actinopteri; Cypriniformes; Cyprinidae. Gene Ontology annotation, cellular component: peroxisome. Gene Ontology annotation, biological process: long-chain fatty-acyl-CoA metabolic process. Gene Ontology annotation, molecular function: alcohol-forming very long-chain fatty acyl-CoA reductase (NADP+) activity. The transcript has 7 exons. The record is from RefSeq and is a predicted model, not a curated record. The annotation marks the transcript as partial.
GGCUGGAUAGACAACUUUAAUGGACCAAGUGGUGUUUUCAUUGCUGCUGGGAAGGGCAUCCUGCGCACCAUGAGAGCCAGUAAUGACGCGGUGGCCGAUCUGAUUCCUGUAGACGUGGUUAUAAACCUGACGCUGGCCGCCGGCUGGUACACCGCGGUGCACAGACCGAAAACUGCACUCGUGUACAACUGCACAACCGGAGGCAUUAACCCUUUCCACUGGGGCGAGAUCGAGCAUCACGUGAUGUCCACAUUCAAGAGGAAUCCUCUGGAACAGGCUUUCCGUCGGCCUAACGCCAACAUCACCUCCAAUUACCUGAUCUACCAGUACUGGAUCCUCGUCAGUCACAAGUUCCCCGCGCUCAUCUAUGACCUGUUCCUCCGACUGUCCGGACAGAAACCACAAAUGAUGCGCAUUUUCAACCGUCUGCACAAAGCCAUCGGUCUGCUGGAGUACUUCAGCAGUCAGGACUGGGAGUGGAACUCCGACAACAUGAACAUGCUGAUGAGUCAGCUGAGCGCCGAGGACAGGAGGACCUUCAACUUUGACGUUCGUCAGCUGAACUGGCCCGAGUACAUCGAGAAUUACUGUAUCGGCACCAAGAAGUACGUUCUGAACGAGGACAUGUCAGACAUUCCCGCCGCCAGACAGCACCUGAGGAAGCUGAGAAACAUCCGAUACACGUUCAACACGGUGCUGCUGGUCUUCAUCUGGCGCGUCUUCAUCGCUCGCUCUCAGAUGGCCAGGAACAUCUGGUACUUCGUCGUGAGCUUGUGCUUCAAGUUCCUGUCCUACUUCAGGGCUUCCAGCACUCUGACCCAAUGACCGGAGCAACAGGAAGUGUGUGUCCUCAUCCUCCGAGCACUUCCUCUUCCAGAGGUGUCUUCAGCCAUUCACACACACACACACACACAGGUGUUUCUUUAGCUUUCCUCACCGGCUGCUCGCUCCACCUGACUCCUCCAUGUAAUGUUUUUAAAGGUGUCCUCUUUUAUAACGACUGUCCUUAAUACCGAUUAUAUAUGCAACUGCAUUUUACAGUUUCUCCUUUACAUUCUCGUCACCAUCCAAAAUCCAGAGACGCUGCCUUUGUGUCUUCUGAUGAUUUUAGCCUUCUCGACUACAGACAGUGUUUCGGACCACUGGAUCUUCGAGGUGUCCAUGACUUACCGCUCAAAGCUUUGCUGUUUUCAGCCAUUUCUCACUCUUUGUGAGUGUGUGUUUGUCUUUUAACGGUUCGUUUGUGUCCUGUCUGUUCUAAUACCAUGUGAUCAAGCCGGAAAACUCUUUCGGUUUUGUGUUUUUUUUCUUGUUUCGUUUGCUGCGUUCGGAGGGAAAGGCCAACAGAUCUGAUGCAUUUAUAACAUCUCACACAUUUUUUUGCCAAGUCGUCGCUUGCUCAACUGUAUAUCCACCAGUUUAAUCAUAAACACUCAAAAUCAAAAGAAAAAAAGUCUAUUCAUGAAGAAAAUGCAGCCUAUUUUUAAGGAACUAAAAUAGUUCCUAAAAUAACAUUUUCAUGACAAUUAAGCACUUUUACCACCAAAUUUAAUGCAUUUUUUAACGAUUCUAGAAUUAUUC